GCACGGACUCCACGCCCAGUAAAUACCACCAACGCUGCUUGAAAAUGAGGGAACCCAUCGUGUGAUGAUGUCGUACUCAACAGCCUCCUAUGACCAGCUGGUGCGUCAGGUGGAGGAUCUCCGGAAGGAGAACUCUCAUCUGCGACGUGAGCUUCAGGACAACUCACACCACCUGUCCAAGCUGGAGAAUGAGACCUCUGAUAUGAAGGAUGUUCUGAGGCAGCUGCAAAGCAAACUGGAGCAGGAGGCUGGAACUCUUGCCUCUUCAGGCAGAACGGAUGUGUUGGACCAGCUAAAAGAGCUGCAUAUGGACUUAACCAACUACUAUGAGCUCAAGUACCAGCCUCACAACCUGCGUGCAUUUCCAGAGACUAUGGCUAGCCAGGUAGUGGAAGGCGAUGAGAGACUCAGCGUCGGAAGAUCCCGGAGUCCUGUCUGCCUGCCAUCCCUUCAGACCUCAUCUGCAUCUGGAGAGGGCACAGCUUUACACCCAGGACACCCUCAUCAGGGCAUUGGCGAAGUCCGCGUGACUGCCCAACACUUAGAAGAUCUCUGUAAAGAAAGGACCAUGUUGCUGAGAGAAAUAGAGAAAGAAGAGAGUGAGCAGAGAUGGUAUUACUCACAACUACAGGGCUUGUCUCAGAGACUGGCUGAACUGCCGCAGCUUGAUAUGUUCUCUAUGCAGGUGGAUUUUAUUCGUCAGCAGCUAGAGUUUGAAGGCCAACAACUACGUUCCGUGAUGGAGGAACGUUUUGGCACAAGCGAUGAGAUGGUUCAGAGAACACAAAUCCGUGCUGCUCGGUUGGAGCAGCUGGAGAAAGAGUUACAGGAGGUUCAGAGCUCUCGUGGUCCUCAGGACAAAAGCGCUCUACCAGAGACUCAGAGUGCUGAGUGCCUCUCAAAAGCAUCUGUUCCUGACAUGGAAUCGGGAAAUGCUGGUACUUUGGAGGCCCCUGGAGAGGCAGGGAGCAAAGUAGAGAUGGUGUUUUGGCUGCUCUCUAUGCUAGCCUCUAGAGAUCGGGAGGAAAUGUCCAGGACACUGCUGGCAAUGUCAAGCUCACAGGAGAGCUCCAUCGCUAUGCGCAAAUCUGGUUGUGUCCCGUUGCUUGUACAAAUACUGCAUGAGGGUGGAAGAGGGGAGGCAGCUGGGACAGGAGGCUACAGUCGAGAAGCCCGUUCCAGAGCCAGUGCUGCCCUGCACAACAUUGUGUACUCGCAGCCAGAUGAGGGCCAGGCCCGGCGUGAGAUGAGGAUUCUGCACGUGCUGGAGCAGAUCCGCUCCCACUGUGAGAAUGGCUGGGACUGGAUCGAGAACCAUUUAGGAACCCCCUCACCUGGUGGGACCAAGACCACAGAAAUCCCUGAGCAAGUGGAUCCCCAGAUUUGCCAGGCCUUGUGUGCAAUAAUGAAGUUAUCUUUUGAGGAAGAGUACCGUAGGGCAAUGAAUGAACUAGGGGGUCUGCAAGCCAUUGCAGAGCUAAUUCAGCUGGACCAAGAACUUUAUGGUAUGCAGAAUGAGCCAAUCAAUAUGGCCCUGAGGCGGUAUGCUGGAAUGGCGCUCACUAAUCUUACAUAUGGGGAUGUUGUAAAUAAGGCGACUUUUUGCUCAAAGAAAAGCUGCCUUCAAGCCAUUGUUGCACAGCUUGCAUCUGAUAGUGAGGAGUUACAGCAGGUGGUGUCAAGUAUACUGAGAAAUUUGUCAUGGCGUGCUGACAUCAACAGCAAGAGGGCUUUAAGAGAUGUUGGCAGUGUGUCAGCACUUAUGAGCUGUGGUCUGCAGGCUACAAAGGAAUCCACCUUAAAAAGUGUGUUAAGUGCGCUAUGGAAUUUGUCAGCACACAGCACUGAGAAUAAGGUGGCAAUUUGCUCUGUCGAUGGUGCUCUUGGCUUUUUGGUUAGCACUUUGACUUACCGAUGUCAAACCAACUCACUGGCCAUUAUUGAGAGUGGUGGAGGCAUCCUGCGCAAUGUAUCCAGCCUUAUUGCUACCCGAGAUGAUUACAGGAAAAUCCUCAGGGAUUAUAACUGCCUACAGACUCUGCUGCAGCACUUGCGAUCUCACAGUCUUACCAUUGUGAGUAAUGCAUGUGGAACCCUCUGGAACCUGUCUGCUCGAAAUCCAAAAGACCAAGAAUUACUGUGGGAUCUGGGAGCUGUGAGCAUGCUGCGCAAUCUGAUCCACUCAAAGCACAAAAUGAUAGCAAUGGGAAGUGCUGCAGCUCUGCGAAACCUCCUCACAAAUCGUCCCCUCAAAUAUAAGGAUACUGCUGUUAUAUCCCCAGGAUCCUGUAUGCCAUCACUUUACAUGAGGAAGCAGAAAGCGUUAGAGGCUGAGUUAGAUGCAAAGCACCUGGCCGAAACAUUUGAUUCAAUCGAGAAGCAAAGUUUCAAACAUCAGAGUAUUAAUAAGCCACUGAGGCACAUUGAGAGUCUAGCAAAGGACUAUGCUUCAGAUUCUGGUUGUUUUGAUGAUGAUGAGGCCCCUAAUGUGUCAAGCAGCUUAGACACAGGUUCCUUCUCCAUGCUUUCUAUGUUCUUGAACAAUUCUAACUUCCUUAAUACUCAGCCUCGAAAACGAGAGGUGGAGCCUGAACAAGACAUUGAACCCAUGCAAACCAACAAUAAAAGGACACAACCCCCUGAUGAUGAAGUGACUGAAGCAGCUGAGAAAUUAGCCAAGAAGAUCACCAACACAGUGGCUAAAAUUGACAAACUGGUGGAAGACAUUACCAUGAAUACAUCCUCCGAGGACAGUUUCAGCCUCAGCUCAGAAGAUCAUUUUGUAGAUUGGAAUUAUGGACCAGAUGAGCUUCAUGAGGCAAGAGCCAUUUCAUGCUCCCCUUGCCAUCUUUCUGAUAACAGCUCUUUUUCACCUAAAGAGCAUCUCAGCAGAGCACAUGCUUUCUUGCAUCUUAAAACAACCAACUCAAGUUUAUCCAAUGAUAGCCUUAACAGUGGCAGCACAAGUAAUGGGUAUUGUGGCAGUCAGGAUCAGAUUCAUUCUUCUGCAAGGCCAACAGAACAAAUACGCCCAAAUAAACUUGACCUUAAGGUAGCUCAUAAGGAACCGUUGAACAGUCUUGUGCAUAUUUCAAGAGUCCUGUAUGAAAAUGAGAUCCCUGAGAGAGAUUUUGAGACAAACAAAGAUGCUACUUUGCUUGAUUCAGGUUCCACAGAUACAGAGAAGAGCCAAGAACCUCUUAUAGCAACACCAGCAACUGUAUCAACCAGUGCUAGUAUACCAACUAUCAAGCUCUCUCCCUCGUAUCAGCAUGUCCCACUGAUCCAGAGUGUUGCCAAAUUUGGUGUUGCAAAGACUAACAUUAAUGUUCAGGCUGCACAAGCAAUGCACAGACAGGCUUGGGUUCCAACUGUGAUGACUGGCGGAAGUAUUAACAAAUUUUCCCCAAUAUGCUCUGCAAGAAGCCCCAUAAUAGGACAACUGGAGACACCACAGAAGUAUUCUGUAGAGAACACUCCAAUCUGCUUCUCUCGCUGCAGUUCUCUGUCCUCUUUGUCCUCUGGGGAUGGAGUCCUUGAUGGGCAGAGUCAAACUGAAAAUGAGCUAGAGAGUGACUCCUCAUUAGAGAUCAUAGAGGUGGAAGAUGUUGAGAGAAAAGAGGAAGAGGAUGAGACACUUUAUGAGUUAAGUGACAGCCAGUUAUUAGUAACUGAUCAGAAAAUCUGUCCAACCAGUAGUAACAACUCUGAUCCAACUGAGAUCCCUGGUACACUUAAAAAUGAGAAGAGGUUAUUUAGAGGAGUAUCUCCAGUAAUUCUUGAGGAUAGGACACCAUCCAGCUCUUCAGAAAAUUACAUUCAUGAAACACCACUUGUAAUGAGCAGGUGUAGUUCGGUAAGCUCACUCGGAAGCUUUGAAUCCCCUUCAAUUGCCAGUUCUAUUCAGAGUGAUCCAUGCAGUGAAAUGAUAAGUGGAACUGUUAGCCCCAGUGACCUGCCAGACAGCCCAGGACAAACCAUGCCUCCAAGUCGCAGCAAAACUCCAUGCUGUGCAGAAUCAAUUGGGCCUGAAACACAGACUCUAAGCGGAAGUCAGUGGGAAAAUAGCUUGCGCAAGUUUAUGGAAAUUGCAGACUUCAAAGAAAGGUUUAACCUACCUGCAGAUUUGGACACAAUGAUCUAUUUCACUGUGGAAAAACCAACUGAGAAUUUCUCAUGUGCCUCUAGUCUGAGUGCUCUUCCCCUGCAUGAGCACUAUGUCCAGAAAGAUGUGGAGCUUAAACUUACUUCUUUACUAAACAAACAAGACAAUGAUCCAGAUGAUUCUGGAAAGGAAGAAGAUAUAGAUGACCAAGACCAAUACAGUGAAGGCAACUCUGAUGAUGACAUUGAAAUUCUCAAAGAGUGCAUUAAUUCUGCCAUGCCUUCCAGGUUUAAAAAGGUAAGGCCCGCUGUGUUGCCCACCAUAUCAAACCAAGUUAUCAACAUGCAGGCUCGAAAAUCUGUGCAAUUACCAGUGUAUAUGGUGCUUCAGAAUAAAAACAAUCCAAGACAAAAACUUGGAAUGUCUGCUAAAGAGAUCUGUCAUGAUGAUUCCUCCUACACUGACUCUGCUGAAGGUACCCCUAUUAAUUUCUCAAGCACCACUUCCUUAAGUGAUGAAACUCUACAAUAUCCUGUGAGGGCUAAAGGAGUAAAUGAUUGGAGGUUAAGAAACAAAGAAACACAGGAGCUUGUUAAUAUUGAGGCAAAGAGAAUUGAAGACCUACGCAUGUUCUCUCGCUUCCACAAACCAAAUAAAUUGGCAUGUCAGUCUCACAUAGUCACAAACCAUUUGAACAAAACAAUCAGAAAUAUGGUGCCAACUCAAAGAUUACUCAUACAGAAUAAGGAGAUGGCAGCAAAAAUGACCCAGCAAAGGAUUCAAAGCCAGUCUCCAGUUCGACAAAUUCAAAAGCAAGGACAAAAUAUGUCAAAAAGCAUGCCACAGUUAGAUAUUCCCAUAAUAAAACAAAGCACAGAUGUGUACCAAAAUCAGAAAUCCUCCUUUCAAUCUAGGCAUCACCUAACACCUACAGAAUUGUCAAUUUUCCAUAGUAAAAUAGACAGACAAAAUGGACAGAUGAAUGGGACUGGACGGAAACAAAUACGCAAUGCUAAUAUACAAGAUCAAGUCAAUAAUUACCAGUCCCACCAAAAAGGCUUUCACAGAAUUAAGCAAAAUCUCAUUCUAGAAGAAGCACCUCCAUGUUACUCUUUGAGUUCAUCCCUUAGCUCUUUGAGUGAUGAAGAUUUUGAGGAGCAUUAUGAAAAAACUCAGCAUACAUGGAUGAGGAACAGACAAAAUGUAACAUCGAACCAUGGUCAGUGCCCUCCAAAAUCACAGCAAGACCAAAACCAGUUUGAAGUGAACAGUUCGCCAAGCUCAGUCAGCAUGGAUUCAGAAGAUGAUCUUUUGCUAAAAUGCAUAACAUCUGCUAUGCCCCAACAUAAGAAAAAGCAGGCUGCCAGAAAAAAGAAAGCUGACAAAACGCACAAACAAAAAGCUUCUCUUCUGAAAGCAACUGAGGAAUGGAGCCCUAAAAAUGACCUAGACAGUGAUGAAUUGGUAUCAGACAAAGACUCUGAUCUCAAUAGUGUUGAAUGGAGAGCAAUACAAGAAGGAGCAAAUACAAUCAUUACAAAGUUACAAGCUUCAAAGUCCCAGGAACCAUCAUCAGAGUCUGAGUCGGUUCUGUCUUUUAUGUCUGGAUCAAGCUUUACUCCAAAAGAGAAGAAGGUAUUCAAAGAUGACAAAAAGGCUAAUAAGCCACUUGAUUUUGCACCUCGUAAGCCAGUUCCAAACUUGCCUGUGGUCUUCAGGGGUAGAACAGUUACAUACACGCCCAAGAAGGAGACAACCCUCUCUCAAAGACCACCACCCCAAAAAGUGAUACCUAAAGCAGAUGCCCCCAAAAAUCCAAAUCUAGCUCAGCACAGGUCAAGAAGCCUUCACAGAUUGAGCAAUCCCAUUGCUCAGUUGUCUUUGCCCAAAAGAAGCUCAACUCCUCCUGCCCGGAUCCCAAAGAGUUCAUCAUCAGGAUCAUCUCAAAGCUCAACUCCUUCCAGGCAUCCUCAGAAAAAAGUAACAUCCCCAACACAAACUAUUAAACAAGCUCAGGAGAAAGUGGCAUCAGCACCAAGCUGUCCACAAUACAAAAUGGGAAGCACUCCAAACCCCAAUCAAAACUCAAAAUCUCCUAUAGACAAGAAAACUCAGAAAUCCCCUGUCAGAAUACCUUUCAUGCAGAAUACAUUGAGACAAACAAGAGUAAUUUCACCUUUGAUAGCCAGCCAGCCCUCUAUCAUCAGCAGACAAAAUACCCAGAUGUCAGGGAGAAGAAUCCUACCCGCAAACCGGUUUGAUUUGGCUCGCUUGACAUCUACUCAUUCAAGUAGUGGUGAAUCAGACCAGAAUGGCUUGCUUAGACAACUUACAUUCAUCAAAGAAUCGUCAAAAGUCCCAAGACGCAAUGCUCCUUGUUCACGUUCUGUUCCUACAUCGCAGCACGUCUCACCCCGAAGAACAGGCCCAGGCGCCCAAGCAGUUUUCUUAUGUUCCUCUCGAUGCCAAGAGCUGAAGGAAGCAGUUCAAGGUCCAAGAAGAAUGCCUGUCACUCAAGAACAAAUACAAGUGCAAGAACAGGGGGUUCAUAGACAGGGCAUGGCUCUAUCAAGAGCUACCUCCAUUGACAGGGAUGUCACAGGGAUGAAGCGUCCGGCUAGACGAACAAGCUCAGAAAGUCCUUGCAGGGCAUUACAGAGCAAUACACCUGUGCCAAAGCAAAAAGUAAAGAGGGGUGAUACCUUUAAAAGAUACUCUUCCUCACCAAGUAUAAAUAUCUUAAGUCGAGUCACCAGCCACUCCUCUCUACGCUCUUCAUCCUCUGACUCAAGUGGACAAGCAAAAAGUGAAAGGACCACAAACCAGAGGCAGCAGAGAGCCGGACUGCAAAACGCUGAUAAAGUGACCUGGAAAAGAAUUCGCGAUGAGGACGUUCCCCAGAUAUUAAAGAGCACUCUACCACCCACUGCACUGCCUCUGCUGCCUUCACCCGAGGGCGUCAAACAGAUGCCAACACCACUACCAGUAAAACUGCCAACUAUUACUCUUGCAUCACGGAAAACAAGUGAUGCAACUGUUCAAACUGAGGACUUCUCAGUCAACAAAAUAAACUCAAGCACCUCCCCCACAGUUGAAAAUGGUCUUGGCAUUACAGAAGAGGUCCCAAAAAUGGCCCUUCCUAGAAAAAUAAACAUGGCCUUUGGGAAUAACAUACAAGAUGGGUAUUCAGAUGGAUCCCUCAAAAACUAUAGCACAGCAUCGACCUCCACCAUUCAGUCAGUGGAAAGUACCCAUAGUGGAGGUAUUGGCCAUUUCCGCCAGAGCUCUCCUAGUAAAGCUGUCAGAGUUACUCCCUUCAACUACAUCCCCAGUCCCAUGGUCUGCUGUUCUCUACAGAUCCAGGAUCAAGCACCAACAAUGUCUAAGUCAGUUGAAAAACACGAAGCAUAAAAAACCUGUGAUCUGUCCACAUUUCCAGGCUUGAUUAUGUACUAUGCUUCUGAUGCUGUAAAAACUCAGGUGGUAAUGGACAUGAUUCUCUUUACCUCAAUAUUUAAUCAGUUUUGUGCUUGCCUAUUCAUCAGUAGUUUAACUUAACUGGGGGGAAAACAACAAUUUGGAUGUAGACAAUUGCCCAUGUACAUGUUGUGAAACUGGACACCACACUUUUUUAUUUUUUUGUACAGUUGAAUACACAGGAGAAAGAAUGUCUCGGAGUGUCUCAUCUAUUGUUAAAAAAAUGCCCCACAUUUAACACAAUAUGCAAACCAUUUUCUGAAAACAAUUGUGAUUCAUUCUUUAAAAGACUACAGUAUGUGCCACCUACAAACCGGAAAAGACUGUUGUACUCUCACAAGAGAACCAUGUAUGCACAUGCCUUUAUGCCAUACUGACAGGUUAGAACAGCCUAUUGCCUUCACUUAUUGUAUUACUACAGGUAUAUAGUUACAGUUAGUAAAAUCUGCACAAAAUGUCUAUGUAAUCAUCAUGGAUAUUUAGUGAUACUGUUGUAAAUACUGUUGAUUUAAAACUGUUGUCUAAUGCUUCCCAGAAGGCAAAAUGUAAUCCUGCUAUUGCUACAAAAAGCAUGCUACAUACUCACUUACCCACUGUAACAUGUGAUGUUGACUUUGCUGUUUUUUCCAUUGAAAAUGACAGACUGUGAGGACAACCAUGCAUCUCUACCCAACAUAUUUGCAGUUCUGAAUAUAAGAUUGUUGUAAUUGUCGAGUAUUCAGCAAAUGUAUGUAAUACAAUAACAGUAAGUGGCUGUGUAUAUUUCUGCUUUCUAAAUGCUUUCAUAAUGUAAUAUUGUGUAGAGUCGCAUUAUGCUUUAAGUAUUUAAAAGCGAGCUGUUCAGUAGCAACUCAAUGGAUUGAGACAAAUGGAACUAAUUGUCAUUUAAGCACUGAACAGACUGCUGUAGAAAGUUAAAAUGGCUUCCAUUCCAACCAAAGCCCACUGGCAAAACUGCAGCUACACAAAUAUUGUAGACAUGUUAUGAUGAUCAAUGUAGUUUCAAUUAUGGCUUAACAAUUAGCCUGCACAAAAAGUGUUUUUGUCAUUUGGUGUAUUUGAGUUAAGUUUUAACUAAUAUAGCUGCUUAACUGAAUUUGUCUCUUUUAAUCAGAAAACAUGCAUUCUCUAAUAUUUGUCUUUGGAAAUUCUGAUAAAGUGAACUACAUUUCAGGUGUGUUUUCUAAUACCAACUGUUGUUCAAAAAUAAAAGACUUAAUGUCUGAUUAUAAGAGAUACUGAAAAUGACCAGUAACAGCGGUAAGUGUAAUGCUGUUCCUUUACAGCGUUGGUGUGGAAAAAGCAAUAUGAUGCAAUGACUUGCUAUAAACAAUUAUAUCAAAAUUAUUAUAAACCUCUACAAAUCAUUUUGAUUUAAUUGCUGAGCUCAAUUUGAUCUUCUGGGGGGGUGGUCAAAUCUGUUUUGUGCAAAUUUGAAACGUCUAGUUGUCAAAGCAUGAAUUGGAUUCAAAAUGCAGUGUAGACUAACAGUUAAACAGCUGUGGCCAAGGGUUAGAGGUCCUCAAAUAAACAUUCU
Messenger RNA from Xyrauchen texanus (razorback sucker), 9119 nucleotides. RefSeq names its product adenomatous polyposis coli protein 2-like. The coding region runs from base 65 to 7516 and encodes 2483 amino acids. Gene Ontology annotation, biological process: nervous system development; positive regulation of protein catabolic process; negative regulation of microtubule depolymerization. The record is from RefSeq and is a predicted model, not a curated record. Gene Ontology annotation, molecular function: gamma-catenin binding; beta-catenin binding; microtubule binding. The transcript is spliced from 15 exons. NCBI's taxonomy places the organism in Eukaryota, Metazoa, Chordata, Actinopteri, Cypriniformes, Catostomidae. Gene Ontology annotation, cellular component: catenin complex; beta-catenin destruction complex; cytoplasmic microtubule.